This is a messenger RNA of Orbilia oligospora ATCC 24927, 1395 nucleotides long. RefSeq lists its product as uncharacterized. Gene Ontology annotation, molecular function: phosphatase activity. Lineage: Eukaryota; Fungi; Ascomycota; Orbiliomycetes; Orbiliales; Orbiliaceae. The record is from RefSeq and is a predicted model, not a curated record. The transcript is spliced from 2 exons. Gene Ontology annotation, biological process: dephosphorylation. Bases 1 to 1395 code for a protein of 464 amino acids.
AUGGCGACCACAACGGCGGAUAUCGGUGCAGCAUGGAGCCAAUGGCACCCCCCAACUACGACCUGGAUCAAUAAUCUAACCAGCGUUCUCAGUGACAAUGGCGUACACGGGUUUAUAUUCAAUGGCUCGACAUUGCCUGAUGGUGUGGAAUUGGGCCGAUAUAAUUGGUGCAACAUGCCCCAUGUUCACCCACAAACUUACGUUAUUCCAUCGACAGCGUUUGAACUUGUGUACGUGGAGGUGAUUCAACGGCACCACAAACGUACACCAUAUCAAGACAACUCUUUCCCCGUGGAAACCUAUUCAUGGGACUGCUCAGAUCAAGGGCUAUACACUUACGGAGAACCACUUAAGGCAGAGAAGAAUUCAUCUGCACAAGUCUAUUGGAGGGUUGAGGAGAAUUCUGUGAACCCAUUUAUCGCGCCUGGAUUUCGAGGCAAUUGUCAAUUCCCGCAGAUCACUCAUGGAGGUCUUGACGACUCCUGGCAGCACGGAAGGGACUUGUACGAGGUCUAUGGAACUAUGCUAGGGUUCUUACCCCCGGAAUACGAUUCAACAGUAGCCUACCGAGUUACAGGUAACCAGAUUACGAGCCAAGUUGCGGGCAUGCUUGUCGAUGGUAUGUUCGGACCAAAACAUCCUAAACAAGUUCCAUUGUCAAUUCAGCCAGGAUUGGUUGACUCUCUACAACCCAGCUAUAGUUGCCCCAAGGCUUCUAGGCUAUAUCAAGAAUAUGGCGUGGGCAGCAUGGACCCGAAAUGGCGACUCCAUCUAGAUAAAACAAAGGAUUUCCUAGGCACGCUCGAUCACAUAUCCGGUGUGACUGCCGAUGACAGUGGAUUUCACAAAUCAUUUGAUCAUUACUAUGAUAAUCUAUCAGCACGUCUAUGUCACCAAAAGCCGCUUCCCUGCUCAGUAAAAAACUCGAGUCAGUGUGUAACACAGCAUCAAGCAGAUACAGUUUUCCGUAUGGGCCAGUACGAGUACUCUUAUAUCUACCGGGAUUCACCUCAAUCUCUGGAAGCAGCCGUUGGUUCGUUCGGUGUCUGGGUCGCAGAGCUGGCCGAUAAUAUUCGGAACAGUGUUUCGAGGAAGAGCAGCGUAAAAUACCGGCACAACAUUGCGCACGACGGUUCUAUUUCUCGCCUUCUUUCUAUAUUACAGCUAAACAUCAUGGUAUGGCCAGGGAUGGGAUCCGAGGUCGUCUUUGAAAUAUACAAAGAUAAAAAGACCGGGGGCUUUUUUGUAAGGGCUUUGUGGAGUGGAAAGGUUCUAAAGAGUUCGCAUCUAGGUCUCGGGGAAAUCAAUAUGUUAGAGCUUGAAACUUUUCUAGACUAUAUCGAAGGGUUAGUAGGCCGGAGGGCGGAACAGGUUGCUGCAUAUUGCGCAGGAUAA